AAACAUUUCUCAAGGCAUCAUCAGUUACUUUCCAACCAAACCGUCGCAAUCACGUCUACCUUUAGAUUCUCUCAAAACAAGUUGACAAAAACAUCAAAAUGAUUAAGAUCGUGUGCUUAUUCGCUGUUCUUGCGGUCGCUUUGGCAGAUGUGAGGCCUGUUCCAUCUAGCGAUGUACCAAUUAAAUCGGAUGCACCAGUAAGCAACGAAAUGCUAGGACAAGAUGUCGCAACCGAUAUGGAUAAGGCGGAAACAUUCGGUUUUGGAUAUCACAAGCAUGUCUACGUUGUCCCUCAAUACUACGGUGGAUAUUACGGAGGCUACCACGGAGGAUAUGGUGGAUACCAUGGCGGAUACUACCCAUAUUACGCUCAUCAAUACGGCUAUCCUUACUAUUACUAAAGCAAUGGACAAAGAAUAAAAUUAUUUAUUGAAAACUUAU
Molecule: messenger RNA, 441 nt
Organism: Aedes aegypti (yellow fever mosquito)
Lineage: Eukaryota; Metazoa; Arthropoda; Insecta; Diptera; Culicidae
Product: glycine and tyrosine-rich protein-like
Exons: 2
Coding region: 99-401 (100 amino acids)
Source: RefSeq, a predicted model, not a curated record